AUGGCGCCGACCAAACCCUCGGCGAAAGGAAAGUCCUCAUCGGGAGGCGACGCAAAGAAGGGCAAGCCCCUCUCGUCUGGAACCAAGAUCAGCAAGAAGAAUGUCAAGCGCCCGCCGCCACAGGAAGUCAAGGCGAAGGCCCGCACGGAACCGUCGCUGUUGAAGAAGACCAAGAAGAAGCAAUACUCGGAAGCCGAAUUGGAUCUACCCAAGCUGAACACGAUUACGCCGGUCGGAGUGGUAAAACCGAAGGGAAAGAAGAAGGGAAAGACUUUCGUCGAUGAUAAGGAGGGCAUGGCCACUAUCCUGGCUAUGGUGAAUGCUGAGAAGGAAGGUCAAAUCGAGUCGAAACUCAUGAAGGCGCGCCAAAUGGAGGAAAUCAGGGAGGCGAGAAGAAAGGAGGCCGAGGCCAGGCAGGCGCAGAAGAAAUCCAAGCUGGAGGAUGCCAAACAGUCGAUUCGCCAGAAGCGGAAGCGCAAGGGCGAUUCUGAGAAAGAUACCAAGGCCGCUCCCAAAGCCGACGAGGCGGCCUCGAAGUCCAAGUCCAAGGGGAAGAGAAAGAGCGUUUCAUUUGCUUGA
Molecule: messenger RNA, 579 nt
Organism: Aspergillus melleus
Lineage: Eukaryota; Fungi; Ascomycota; Eurotiomycetes; Eurotiales; Aspergillaceae
Gene: loc1
Exons: 3
Coding region: 1-579 (192 amino acids)
Biological process (GO): ribosomal large subunit biogenesis; intracellular mRNA localization
Cellular component (GO): nucleolus; preribosome, large subunit precursor
Molecular function (GO): mRNA binding
Source: RefSeq, a predicted model, not a curated record